UUACCGCAGGGCUGCAUAGGUGAGGGAGUGGCCACCUGCCACCUCCUGCUCGACUCACAGCCACAGACAAACUGUCAGGCCGGACUCUCCGUGAGGAAUAACACUUUCUGUCAAAUCUUUAUUCCUACAGGAAUUAAACCAGAAUCAGGAUGAUGUGGAUAUAAUGGUGCCGACCCAGCCGUAAGAAUGUAUGAGGUGAUGUCCGGUGACACCCUGUCCUGGAAGGUGCCCAGUCCAAGACAGAGCAGCACAGACUCCGGCCCGGAAUCGCAAUUCAUCGGGGACGGAGGGCCCAUCAAGAUCCUCAAAGUGUGCUUCUGCACCAACAACAACUUGGGAAAGAACUUCAAGCUGGUUAAAUGUGACGGCUCCUGGCAAAUUAGGGCCAUCAUUCGUUCGAUUCUGAUCUGCGGUCGAUUGGGGCCGAACAUCGAACACACAGGAUGCUACGGGCUCCUGCUGAAGCACCUGAAGUCAGAAGAACUUCACUGGCUGCAUCCAGAUCUGACUGUCGGGGAGGUGGAGCAGCGCUACGAGAGCCAUCACGUAGAAGCUGAGUGGAGGUAUGACCUUCGAAUCAGAUACGUUCCCGUUAAUUUCUUGGAAAAGUUCAAAGAUGACAGAUCUACGUUAGUGUAUUUUUACCAACAGGUGCGUAGUGAUUACAUGCAGUAUCAUGCCUCUAAGGUCAGUGACGGGAUGGCGCUGCAGCUCGGUUGUUUGGAGAUCAGGAGGUUCUACAAAGACAUGAAUGCAAAAGGGCUCGAGAAGAAGUCCAACUUUGAGCUUCUAGAAAAAGAAGUGGGCCUGGACCUCUUCUUUCCUCAACAGCUGAUUAACAGCAUGAAGUCAAGGCAGCUACGGAAGUUGAUCCAGCAAACAUUUCAACAGUACUCAACACUCAAGGAGGACGACUGCAUGAUCAAGUUUUUUGAAACCCUCAAAGACUUCGUCAGUUACGAUGAAGAGGUUUUCCCAUGUGAACUUGUGCAAGGUUGGAGUCUAGCAGUGGAGCUGGUCAUCGGUGGGAGGGGGAUUCGCCAACGCACACAGAAGAAUUCAGCGCCUGUUUUUUUAGCCGACUUCAAACAGAUCAAGAAAAUACAAUGCUUAUCUCAGAGCGACGGCAAGGCUCUCUUAGACCUCAACAUCGAGGGGGCAAGACAACGUCUGUCCAUCAAUGUGGCCACGGUCCCUAUGGCAGAGAACAUGAUGGACCUUAUUGACGGGUACAGCCGCUUGGAAAACGACACAGAUGAUUCUGUUAUCUACCGACCAAAUAAAGAUGCCAAUGCACGGAGCGCCCUACCUGAGAUUCCUACCGACAGAGACACCAGCUCCGUCAGACACAGCAUGGGGUCAGAUAUCUAUUGUGAGAUUCUCGAUGAAAGGCCGACAUCAGUUAUUAAGUACGGGAUCGACCGAAGUGACAUUGUUCUCGGCCGAAUCCUCGGUGAGGGUUUUUUCGGGGAAGUCUACGAUGGAGUUUACAAAAAACUGUCUGGCGAGAGGGUCAAUGUGGCAGUGAAGACCUGCAAAGACUGUUCACCUGAUGUGAUGGAGAAGUUCAUGAGUGAAGCAGUAAUUAUGAAGAACCUCGAUAAUCAGCACAUUGUCAAACUGAUUGGAAUCAUAGAGGACGACCCUGUGUGGAUCGUCAUGGAGCUUUAUGAGCACGGAGAGCUCGGGAACUACCUAACUGAGAACCAGAAUGAGCUGACAAACAUGACUCUGGUGCUGUUCAGCCUGCAGAUCUGCAAAGCUCUGGUCUACCUCGCAGGGGUCAACAUGGUACACAGAGACAUUGCUGUGCGGAACGUGUUAGUCGCCAGUCCAGACUGCGUGAAGCUUGGAGACUUCGGUCUGUCGAGAUACAUUGAGGAUGAAGAAUACUACAAAGCGUCUGUUACUCGGUUGCCAAUCAAGUGGAUGGCCCCAGAAUCCAUCAACUUCAGACGUUUCACCACAGCCAGUGAUGUCUGGAUGUUUGCUGUUUGCAUGUGGGAGAUAAUGAGUCUUGGACAGCAGCCGUUUUUCUGGCUCGAGAACCGAGACGUGAUCAACCAACUGGAGCAGGGAAUCAGGCUGCCCAAGCCAGACAACUGCCCCCCCGCCCUCUACUCACUCAUGACCCGCUGCUGGUCCUACGACCCCAGAGAGAGACCCAACUUCACUGAACUGGUGGUCAAGAUCAGCGACGUCCACAACAUGGUGAAGGAGCAGGAAGUGGAGAGAGAGAGGGACAGAGCGCGCUCCACAAAAUUAUUCGACAACAAGUUCAAAUUCAACGAGCCUCCUCCAAAGCCUUCAAGAAUGAAACCAGGGCGGUUCGGGAACACGCUCAGUAUCGGUUUGCACAUUCAGCUGAAGGAGGCUAUGUGUGCCAGCUCGCCUGACCUGGCCAGCCCAUGUGAUUACCAGUCCCCCGUCGACUCCAUGAGCUCUCUUGCGUUGCCAGCCAGAUCCCCUCGCCGUCGCAGCAUGGCGGAGGGCGAGUUUUUUAGGGUGGAACCAAACAGCAGAGAGGACCCCGCGCGCCUCUGGCAGAGGGAGAGACAGGAAAGGCAGUACACUCUCCGCCAGCAGAAAGAGCAGAUGAUGGAGGAUGAAAAGUGGCUGGAAAAGGAGGAGAGACUCCUGGACCCCAUGGGACCAGAGGACACUGCCGGCCCAGCGUCUCCUGAAGCUGACACUGGGAACGCACCUCCAGAGAAGCCCCUACGGCUCUCUACACAGCCUGCGCCCACAGCUGAGCUGGACCGCUCUGACGACAAAGUGUACCUCUACGUCAUGGACCUGGUCAAAGUUGUUGUCCAACUCAAGAAUGACAUCACAGAGUCGCCACCGGAAAAAUAUAUCCCCAUCGUCAAGUCUGUCGGGAUGGCUUUACGAGAUCUGAUUCGCAGUGUGGAUGAGAUACUGCCCACCUUACACGAGUCUAUCAGGACUGAGAUCGAGGGCACCCAGAAACUGCUGAACAACGACAUGGCGGAGCUGAUCAGCAAAAUGCGUCUGGCCCAGCAGAAUUCCAUCACCUCUCUGAAGGACGAGUGUAAGAAACAGAUGCUGGCUGCAGCACACACGCUGGCUAUGGACAGCAAGAACAUGUUGGAUGCUGUUGACCAGGCCAGAGUCAGGGCCAACUUAGCCAAGCCAGUGGCCCCCUAGUGGACUGUAAGCGCUCGUUCAGUUUACACAUCAAGCUAAGGACUCGCGUCUGUCAGUCACAAAUAACAUUUGCACACAGUUGAGCAUUUUUCUUCAUCACACCAGUGUGUGUUAUUACGUUUAAAUAUAGUGCUACAACUAAAAGUGGCGGUGUGCUCACCCAGGAUGUAUAACUGAACUUGAUGGUCUAUUAGAAAUAUAUUUAGGAUGCAGUCACUUCAGACAAACACAUUUUAAUGUAAACUGUUCUCAUUUGUGAGGUUUUGACUUAAUUGUCUGCUCAGAAAUGGAAUUAUCCUUGUAAAUAUAUAAUGUGUCUUUUGACAAGUACUAUUGGUUUUUACAGCAGAGAAAAAAUACAAAUGUAAUACAUGUAAGUAAAUGUUUAUUCUUUCAAGUCUGUCAAAAGUAACAUGAGUGAAAUGUAAAGAUGACAAAACCAAACAGUUAGUCAACUGUUCAAAAGUGUUUUUAUACAUACAGUUCAUAUCUCAAGUGUGAUUAUGAUGAAUAAUGUUAAGAUUAUGAGAUGAAGACUACAAUGGCAUGGAUGUCAGGUACUCUUGAAAUAAAAACAGCUUCUGUAUUAUGUCCAUUAUCAUUAUUAUAAAAUAGGAAAUUCUAGCAAGUAAAUCAAG
Molecule: messenger RNA, 3806 nt
Organism: Cottoperca gobio
Lineage: Eukaryota; Metazoa; Chordata; Actinopteri; Perciformes; Bovichtidae
Gene: ptk2bb
Product: protein tyrosine kinase 2 beta, b
Exons: 31
Coding region: 187-3168 (993 amino acids)
Biological process (GO): signal complex assembly; protein phosphorylation
Cellular component (GO): cytoskeleton; focal adhesion
Molecular function (GO): protein tyrosine kinase activity; ATP binding
Source: RefSeq, a predicted model, not a curated record